This is a messenger RNA of Drosophila bipectinata, 807 nucleotides long. Its product is annotated as farnesol dehydrogenase. The record is from RefSeq and is a predicted model, not a curated record. NCBI's taxonomy places the organism in Eukaryota, Metazoa, Arthropoda, Insecta, Diptera, Drosophilidae.
GAAACCGUCAGAACGACCUCGACCACAAAAACAAACCAAAAAACAAACAUGGAUCGCUGGACAAAUCGUGUUGCUGUCGUCACGGGUGCCAGCUCCGGAAUAGGAGCCGCCUGCUGCAAGGAUCUGGUCUCCAAGGGCAUGAUAGUGGUGGGUCUGGCCCGGCGCGAGGAUCGUCUCCAGGAGCUGAAGGACUCUCUGCCGGCGGACCAGGCCAAGCGCUUUCAUUUCCACAAGUGCGACGUCAGCGAGGAGCAGGAUGUGAUCGAUACCUUCAAGUGGAUCGACUCCACCCUGGGCGGAGCGGAUGUUCUGGUCAACAACGCCGGCAUCGUACGCCUCAAUGUGGGCAUCACACACGAGGGCAACUCUAAGGACCUGCGCGAUACCCUGAACACCAAUGUCCUGGGCGUGUCGUGGUGCACCCGGGAGGCCUUCCGCUCGCUCCAGGAGCGCAAAGUGGACGACGGACACAUCCUGAUCAUAAACAGUGUGGUUGGACACAAGAUUCCCGUAUCGUCGCAUUUCACCCUGGGUAUGUAUCCGCCCUCAAAGUACGCCGUGACGGCUCUCACGGAGAUCCUGCGACAGGAGUUCAUGAACAAAAAGACCAAGACCAAGAUCACGAGCAUUAGUCCCGGGGCCACGGACACGGAAAUCUUCGACAAGACCAUUGUCGGUGAUUUCCCCGAGGAUUUGACCAUACUGCGCUCCAAGGAUGUGGCCGAUGCGAUCACCUAUUGCAUCCAGACCCCGCCAAAUGUCCAGAUCCAUGAACUGACCAUCCGGCCAGUGGGAGAAACCAUCUAG